AUGGCUUCAGAUAAAUUGCAAGAGAAUAAUAACAUUGAAGAAGAGCAAAAGCCGAAAAAAACAGCUAGUGAAAUCGACGAAAUAUUUGCUGGUAAAAAGAGAAAGAAGACGAAGAAGAAUUCUACAAUGGCUUCAGAUAAAUUGCAAGAGAAUAAUAACAUUGAAGAAGAGCAAAAGCCGAAAAAAGCAGCUAGUGAAAUCGACGAAAUAUUUGCUGGUAAAAAGAGAAAGAAAUCGAACGUGAAUAAGCAUGGAAAAGCCGGUGAAGCAACUAAAAGUGCUAGGACUAACGAGAAGAAAAAACCUAAACGGGCAGACGAGGGUGAAUAUAUUGAUCGGCCAUCCCGAUCGAGAAAGAAAACGGAGGAUGGACUUACUAUCUAUACUGAAGAGGAAUUAGGUCUUAGUAAAGGGGAUGCUGGGAAUACUCCACUUUGUCCAUUUGAUUGCUCUUGUUGCUUUUGA
This is a messenger RNA of Vicia faba (fava bean), 465 nucleotides long. NCBI's taxonomy places the organism in Eukaryota, Viridiplantae, Streptophyta, Magnoliopsida, Fabales, Fabaceae. The record is from the annotation of a GenBank genome assembly.